AUAAAGUUUUUCUCUAAUGUAAAGAUGAGCUCUAGUAUGUUGCAGCAGGUGUAAAAUAAAUUUUGACAUCACUGCUGAUGGGAGUGGCCCCAUCUCGUUCUUUGCAUUACAGAUGUGCUGUAAGUUCCCCCUCUGGUAUAAGACGUUUUUCGACUUUGAAGAUCAUUUUAGUAUUUUUAACCUGACGGAACACAGCCUCUUGCUGGUGACUUUGGAUUUUAGUCAAAAUAUGGGCCAAUUACCCGGUGUCUCUUCGGGCAAAGUGAUCAUUCUCGUUAUUUGCUUCGUUAAAAUAUCAUAUGGUAAUUUUUGCACCGAUGAUGUGGAUGAAUGCAGACUGCAGCCCAACGCAUGUCAGAACGGAGGCACGUGCCUUAACACAUGCAACGGCUACAAAUGCAUAUGUGUGAACGGCUGGAGCGGCCCUGACUGCUCCGAAAACAUUGAUGACUGUGCAGCUGAGCCCUGCACUGCCGGCUCCACUUGCAUUGACCGUGUGGCUUCCUUCGUUUGCAGCUGCCCUCCUGGCAAGACUGGUUUGCUGUGUCACGUUGAUGAUGCCUGCAUCAGUAACCCUUGCAAGAUGGGAGCUCAAUGUGAAACGAACCCCAUCGAUGGCAAGUUCAUCUGUACCUGCCCCUCAGGGUACAAGGGCAGGACGUGUGUGGAGGAUAUCGACGAGUGUGUCAUCGGGACAAACCCAUGUGAAAACGGUGGCUUGUGUAUCAACACAGAAGGCUCGUUCACCUGCACUUGUGCUCUGGGUUUUGGAGGAACAAACUGUGAGGGGAACAUUGGUGAUUGUCUCAAUCACCGUUGUCAGAAUGGAGCCACAUGCAUUGAUGGAGUGAACACUUACAUCUGCCAGUGCCCAGCUGAAUGGACUGGUCCGUUUUGCACCGAUGAUGUGGAUGAAUGCAGACUGCAGCCAAACGCAUGUCAGAACGGAGGCACGUGCCAUAACGUACACAACGGCUACAAUUGCGUAUGUGUGAAUGGCUGGAGCGGCCCUGACUGCUCCGAAAACAUUGAUGACUGUGCAGCUGAGCCCUGCACUGCCGGCUCCACUUGCAUUGACCGUGUGGCUUCCUUCGUUUGCAGCUGCCCUCCUGGCAAGACUGGUUUGCUGUGUCACGUUGAUGAUGCCUGCAUCAGUAACCCUUGCAAGAUGGGAGCUCAAUGUGAAACGAACCCCAUCAAUGGCAAGUUCAUCUGUACCUGCCCCUCAGGGUACAAGGGCAAAACGUGUGCAGAGAUCGACAAGUGUGUCAUCGGGCCCAACCCAUGUGAGAAUGGUGGCUCACCUGUAUCUGCGCUCCAGGUUACACCGGUCCACACUGUGAGACAUCAAUAAAUGUGGCUUCGACCCGGCCCGAAUUACAUCAACUUGCUUGGAACAGAUAGGAAAUUACACCUGCUCCUGUAUGCCAGUUUUCCAGUCUUGGUGUAAAGAUGCUGCUGCCACUCCGCCACUUCAUUGACAUUUACCGAGAGAUAUUUGAAGGAUCUAAGGAUCCUCAAAUGCAAACUGUGUGUUUUGCUUCAAGAGAACAACAAUACAUUUGUUGUUUCACUUUCUUUCUGUUGUAUUCACUCAUUCAUUUAUAAUAAUUGUAUUAUUCUGUUUAAUCAUAUAAUAAUUUAUAAUAAUCAUUAUAGCAAUUUAUAUACUAAUUUAAUUGAUUUAUUAAUUGAUUAGUCUUUUAUAUUAUUAUGUUUUAUAUUAUUUUUCCAUUAGUCUUAAGAUGUGUGGCUUCCUCGUGGCUAAUUUUCUAUUACUAUUACUAUUAAUUGUGGUAUAAUAACAUUGGUUGGAUUUGUGCUGGUCAAAAAAAGUCUCAGCACUGAAAAAUACUCGACAAGAUUAUUUAAAGGGGUCAUCGGAUGCUAAGUUCACUUUUACAUGCUGUUUGAACAUUAAUGUGUGUUGGCAGUGUAUGUACAAAUCUCCCCUAUAAUGAUAAAAAUCCAUGUAGUGGUUUUUAAUUAAUCUGUAAAAAAUAAUAUCCCCCUUUUCAAAUCGAGCCAUUCUCAUUGAUCUACAUAUAUCCGUCUAUGUUCAUGUGAAUCAUUCAUGAUCCAGCUUCACUUACAGCAGAAGUGAGUAUAAGGUUUUUUUUUUAUAAAUCUUUGCAAUCGCCUUUCCUAAUAAAGUGCUAGUUAGCAAGUUUAGCGGCUAAAUGCGGCUAAAGUAAAAAGGCUCGUCACUCCACAGAAAGAAGAGAGGGGCGGGGCAAGCAGAGCUCAUUAACAUUUAAAGCAGCCUCCACCAGAAUUAAAUGAUUUUUGCAGAGCUCAUUUUGACAAGGUAAAAAGGGUGUUGUUUUACACUACCAUUGAAAACUUUUAACCAAAGUAUAUUAUAGACUUUUCAUUAAGACCCUAAAAAAUCAUAUCAACUUGUGGAAAAUGGGCAUCCGAUGACCCCUUUAAUAAACUCUGCUCUUUUUUUUAAAUCAUCAUACUGUACCUAUAAGGGGAUAAAAAUGUUUGUUAAAUGCCUGUUUUAGCACCGUUUUAAACUUGGGUUAAAUUCAGUAUUUGCUUGCAUUCAUACUAUGUACUGAUACGAGUAUCAUUUAAUAAAGGAUGUAAGUUAAUAUCUUUUUAAAUUUCACAUUUAAAAACCUGGUGUUUAAUCAUGUCGAAAUAUUCAAAUGAAAGCCUUACAAAUAAGUAAGCAGGUAUGACCUGCAAAUAUUCUAGAUACAUAUGUAGAUACAGGUACCUAGUGGGUAAACCAUGGCAUUGCAGAUGAAAAUGAUGUUGCCUUUCUCAUCACUCUUUGAAAUAAAAUGAUACUGUAAAUGUCAUCCACGUAAUAAUCAAUGCAUAAUAUGCUGUAAUGUUUUUAUAAUACAACAGUAAUAAUAAUUUACUUGCAAUUUG
This is a messenger RNA of Labeo rohita (rohu), 2889 nucleotides long. Its product is annotated as neurogenic locus notch homolog protein 1. NCBI's taxonomy places the organism in Eukaryota, Metazoa, Chordata, Actinopteri, Cypriniformes, Cyprinidae. The record is from RefSeq and is a predicted model, not a curated record. Gene Ontology annotation, molecular function: calcium ion binding. Gene Ontology annotation, cellular component: protein-containing complex; plasma membrane. The coding region runs from base 113 to 1354 and encodes 413 amino acids. Gene Ontology annotation, biological process: establishment or maintenance of epithelial cell apical/basal polarity; heterophilic cell-cell adhesion. The transcript has 9 exons.